Molecule: messenger RNA, 1308 nt
Organism: Dioscorea cayenensis subsp. rotundata (Guinea yam)
Lineage: Eukaryota; Viridiplantae; Streptophyta; Magnoliopsida; Dioscoreales; Dioscoreaceae
Product: protein ORANGE, chloroplastic-like
Exons: 8
Coding region: 37-987 (316 amino acids)
Source: RefSeq, a predicted model, not a curated record
AUCAGCGAAGAGCAUCAGAUUUUCAGAAGCCGAGAGAUGCUCUGCUCCGCUCGAAUCUUAACGUGCUCCAGCGCGUUCCCUCACAGCUCCUCUCGCCGACGACGGCCGGAGACGCGGCCUCCAUCGCCGUCUCUUCUUCCCCGAUGGCGCCGCCCGGCCUCCGGCGACGCCGACGCGUCCCUUUCCCCACCUUCCGUCCAAACCUCUGUCCCUAGCGCCGUUGAUUCCGUCGAGAAGAACCCAUCCAGCUUUUGCAUAAUCGAAGGGCCUGAGACGGUUCAGGAUUUCGCGAAGAUGGAAUUGCGGGAAAUCCAAGAUAAUAUCAGGAGUAGACGAAAUAAAAUAUUCUUGCACAUGGAGGAGGUUCGCAGGCUGAGAAUACAACAAAGGAUAAAAAGUGCCGAGCUUGGUGUUAUAAAUGAUAAGCAAGAAAAUGAAGUUCCAGACUUUCCAUCUUUCAUUCCAUUCUUGCCUCCCCUGACACCAGCAAACCUUAAAGUGUACUAUGCUACCUGUUUUUCUUUGAUCACUGGAAUCAUCAUCUUUGGUGGUCUUCUUGCUCCUACUCUGGAGCUUAAACUGGGAAUAGGAGGCACAUCAUAUGCAGAUUUUAUCCGUGGUGUGCAUUUACCCAUGCAAUUGAGUCAGGUUGAUCCUAUUGUAGCAUCCUUCUCUGGAGGAGCAGUUGGUGUUAUCUCAGCCUUGAUGGUGGUAGAGAUCAACAAUGUCAAGCAGCAGGAGCAUAAGCGCUGCAAAUACUGUCUUGGAACUGGAUAUCUUGCAUGUGCUCGAUGUUCAAGCACAGGAUCCAUUGUUUUUAUUGAUCCUGUAUCAAAAGUUAAUGGUGGCAAUCAACCUUUGUCACCUCCAAGAACCGAAAGAUGCUCAAACUGUUCAGGUGCUGGAAAGGUCAUGUGUCCAACAUGCCUUUGCACGGGGAUGGCUAUGGCGAGUGAACAUGACCCUCGAAUUGAUCCAUUUGAUUAGAGAGUUAGCAGCUGCUAAAUCUUAGCAACCAGUGAGGCAUGAAAAUGUUUGCAGCCAUGUACCUUGAUGUUCUCCAUCAGUGCUUAGUGCUCAUACACUCUUUGUAUUCAAGAUAAGAGCUCAGGAACUUAAUGUAUGUAUAAAAGAAGACCUCAAACAUCUCCUGUGAACUUGUUCUUUGUAUCAUUAUUGUAGAAUGGAAGCAUGUGAAUAGUUUAAAUUGCUGCUCCAUUGAAUCAUCUGUCUUUAUAUAUGAAGUUUAAGCAAACUUUAUACAUACACAAACAUAUAUAAGGUUUAAGCCAUUUACAUGGGUACGCA